UGGGGCAAAAGCUUAAGCAAGCCAAGCUGCAAAAUUAUAUGUUCAAGUUAAAAAAAAGGGUUUUAAGAUUGUUUGUGCAUGAAGCAAGAGAGCGGGAGAGUUUUCUUAAAACCCCAAAGACCAAAACAGUACGAAGUUGUCGUUUUAUAACUCAAGGAAAGUGCCGUGUGAGCGUCACGUCCCAGCUCUUUCCUUUGCAUACUCUCAUGAUAUCUUCCCUUUCUCUUUUGUCUCUUUGGUAGCAUCGGAAACUUCGAAUUAAGGUCAAAUCAGUUCUUUCUCUUUGCCCCAAGUCUUGUUUUUGAAAUACAAAUGAAGGGAAUUUUUUUACAGUGGAUUGAUUUUGAAUUUGUGAAUUUGGAGUUGGUUUAAAGGUUGAAGAAAAGGGAUUGGAAAAAGUCGGGUUUUUUUAAGGAUUUUACAGUGGCAUGAUUUGAAAGUAACUGAAUUUGGAGUUUGCUGAUAGAUUCAAGAAAAGCGUAACUAAAGAAAACUUUGGUUUUUAGGGGGGGGGGGGGGAAGUGAAGAAACUGAUUCAAAAGAUCAGAGCUAACAAGUAGAAGCGGCAAAAGUUUUCACAGAGAGAAAAAAUGGCGACUCUUGUGGAGCCACCGAAUGGGGUGAAGCCAAGGGGGAAGCAUUACUAUUCAAUGUGGCAAACCCUUUUCGAGAUUGAUACAAAAUAUGUUCCAAUCAAGCCUAUAGGGAGAGGAGCAUACGGCAUCGUUUGCUCCUCCAUCAACAAGGAAACCAACGAGAAAGUAGCCAUAAAGAAGAUCCACAAUGUGUUUGAGAACCGUGUCGAUGCUUUGAGAACUUUGAGGGAGCUGAAACUUCUCAGACGUAUCCUACACGAGAACGUGAUUGCUCUGAAAGAUGUAAUGGUGCCUACUCAUAGAACUGGUUUCAAUGAUGUUUAUUUGGUUUAUGAGCUCAUGGACACCGAUUUGCAUCAGAUUAUCAAAUCCCCUCAGCCUCUUUCCAAUGAUCACUGCAAGUAUUUCAUUUUCCAGUUACUACGAGGGCUUAAGUACCUACACUCAGCGAACAUUCUUCAUCGAGACUUGAAGCCUGGGAACCUCCUUGUCAAUGCUAACUGUGACCUGAAGAUAUGUGAUUUCGGGCUGGCACGAACCAGUAGAGGCAAUGAACAAUUCAUGACGGAGUAUGUUGUCACUCGCUGGUACCGGGCACCGGAGCUCCUACUCUGUUGUGAUAAUUACAGCACCUCCAUCGAUGUUUGGUCAGUCGGGUGCAUCUUUGCCGAGAUUCUUGGUCGGAAACCCAUCUUCCCUGGGACAGAAUGCCUCAACCAGCUUAAGCUAAUUAUCAAUGUCCUUGGAAGCCAGCAAGAGGCUGAUCUUGCAUUUAUCGAUAACCCCAAAGCCAGAAGGUAUAUCAAGUCACUUCCCUACUCUAGGGGCACACAUUUUUCUCACCUAUACCCUCAAGCCGAUCCAUUAGGCAUAGAUUUGUUGCAAAGAAUGCUCGUUUUCGAUCCAUCUAAGAGAAUUACCGUUACAGAAGCACUCCUACAUCCCUAUAUGUCGGGGUUAUAUGAUCCGAGGUCCAAUCCACCUGCACAAGUACCGAUCGACCUCGACAUAGAUGAGAACAUAGGAGAACAAAUGAUUAGAGAGAUGGUGUGGAUUGAGAUGCUUCACUACCACCCUGAGAUUGCAUCUGCAAAUGCUUAGAUGUUGAUCGUCUUAUCUAUGAUCGUUUCUAUCGCUGUGUAAUAUGCUUUCAGAACCAGUAUUAUUGUUUGACCUAGAACACUAUUGAGAGCUAUAAUAUGCCCUGGGAGUUGGCAACUACCAAAAUGUUUUGUUUACCUUUGACACUUGAUUUUUUAGUAUUGGGUUCUUUGUGGCAGACUCUGGCAGUGUAAUUUGUAGAUAUUUAUGGUAUUAUAUUUAAUCCAA
Hibiscus syriacus is the source of this 1925-nucleotide messenger RNA. RefSeq names its product mitogen-activated protein kinase 7-like. The record is from RefSeq and is a predicted model, not a curated record. Gene Ontology annotation, biological process: intracellular signal transduction; protein phosphorylation. Gene Ontology annotation, cellular component: nucleus; cytoplasm. The transcript has 3 exons. NCBI's taxonomy places the organism in Eukaryota, Viridiplantae, Streptophyta, Magnoliopsida, Malvales, Malvaceae. Gene Ontology annotation, molecular function: ATP binding; MAP kinase activity. Bases 591 to 1697 code for a protein of 368 amino acids.